CUUUAGGCAGUUCACAUACAGCCGUAAGUAGCUGGGGAAAACGUGUGAGGUACAGUACCCAUCUUUUUAAGUUCAGCUGACAGAGUUUUGCUACCCUGUUGAUUAUUAGCAGUAGUGUAUAUACAGUUGUUUUGAUUAUAGUUGGUGCGCUGGAUAACUCGCCCAAAUGCUUAUAAAAGCAACAAGCAAGAUUAUUAGUAUAUUUGCAAUUAUUUAAUACAUUUAUCAGUGGAAGCCAAAAAAAUAUUCUAAAGGCAGAACAUGCGGCAACACUAAGGCGUCGGCAUGCAUCGCAAAGGGCAGAAGAGGCUACAAAGGUGCUUCAGAAAAACUGUAGUAAGGUUUGGCUCAAAUACCAUACAUAGUAUUAUCAAGAGCCAAUCAAUACAACUACGGACGGAUAGACGGAAACACAAAGAUUGUCUCACUUUAAACCACUAACCUGUCACUUCAAGAACCCGGCGUCUGAAAUAUAAGAGACAAAGUAAAACGCCAGGACGUCAUGACUGAAAACGAUAGCCUGUGGAUAUUCGGCUAUGGAUCCUUGGUCUGGAAACCGGAUUUCACAUUUAAAAGGAGCCAAGUUGGGUACAUCCAGGGGUACAAGAGACGUUUCUGGCACGGUGACAAUUUCUACAGGGGAAACGAAGACAUGCCCGGCAGAGUGGUUACUCUUGUUGAAGAUGAUGACGCGUCCACCUGGGGGGUGGCCUACGAGGUUACAGGCUCCCAAAUCGAGGAGGCGCUCAAGUACCUGAACGUGAGGGAGAUGGAGCUGGGGGGCUACGUCACCAGGGCCGUGGAGUUCACCCCGCGCGAGGAAGGCCAGCCGCCGCUCCUGGCCCUGGUCUACAUCGCCACGCACAACAGCCCGACCUACCUGGGGCCUGCCACCCCCGAGGAGAUCGCCACCCAGAUUGCCACCUGCAGGGGGAAGACCGGCCACAACAUCGAGUACCUCCUCCGCCUGGCCGAGUUUAUGAGGCUGUGCUGCCCGGAGGUGGAGGACGACCACCUGUUCUCCAUCGAGGCCGCCACCCUGGCCCUGGUCCCCUACCUGUUAGGGUCUAAGCAGGCCAUUCCCACAAUGUAAGCUACCUCCCUGUAUACUGAGGCUAAAAUGGUGCUUUACUCCAAAACAUAAAACACGGUCCAAUUGUAAGUUACUGUAUUGUGUUUUUAUUAUUGUUUGUAACCGUGUAGUUACGCAUGUAGUGGUAAUACACAAAUACUGUACACUAAAUAACGAAUGGUGCAAAGGGAAAAUUAGCAUUUUGCUAACAGGUGCAUGGUAGUUUUGCCAGAAUCUGUUUUGUAAAAACUUUACAUGGGUUUAGGCUAUUGUGCAAUAGUAAUUUUAUAUAUUUAUAUUUGUCAUUAAGGUGUCGAGAUUAACAGCAGAUGUUAUUUUUGAGCACUGGAACUGACUUGUGGUGCCAAAUGCAAGGUGCGGUAUUCUUAGACAAAUUCAAGUCAGAAAUCAAUACCUCUUGGUGAACAGUAAGAUUUUCAUCCCCAGCCUUGCUGUUGGUAAAGUUCAUGGGCAAGGUGUGCGGUCGUAAUGCGUUUGGCAUUGAUGCAUGAAGGUAGACCUAGUGCUUUUCUUUAUGCACAUGUUUUCUUUGUUUUUUUUUUCUUUCUUUUAAUAUGUAUUUUGCACACUUGUAUUUGUACUGUACAGCAUGACCUGUCUUUGGGGUUACUUGUCUCUAUCUUUGUUAUAUAAGUAAAGAAUUAUUUUUUAACGAUGUUUAUUUUUACAUUUAAGUGUCUGAAUUUAAUAAAGUGUAAACUUACAUUCUAUCCCCUCUA
Megalops cyprinoides (Indo-Pacific tarpon) is the source of this 1812-nucleotide messenger RNA. Its product is annotated as glutathione-specific gamma-glutamylcyclotransferase 1-like. The coding region runs from base 503 to 1093 and encodes 196 amino acids. NCBI's taxonomy places the organism in Eukaryota, Metazoa, Chordata, Actinopteri, Elopiformes, Megalopidae. Gene Ontology annotation, cellular component: cytoplasm. Gene Ontology annotation, molecular function: glutathione specific gamma-glutamylcyclotransferase activity; gamma-glutamylcyclotransferase activity. Gene Ontology annotation, biological process: glutathione catabolic process. The record is from RefSeq and is a predicted model, not a curated record. The transcript is spliced from 3 exons.